Molecule: messenger RNA, 4488 nt
Organism: Mya arenaria
Lineage: Eukaryota; Metazoa; Mollusca; Bivalvia; Myida; Myidae
Product: ectonucleoside triphosphate diphosphohydrolase 7-like
Exons: 11
Coding region: 116-2734 (872 amino acids)
Biological process (GO): nucleoside diphosphate catabolic process
Cellular component (GO): membrane
Molecular function (GO): nucleoside diphosphate phosphatase activity
Source: RefSeq, a predicted model, not a curated record
GGGCACGCAACCAGACUAGGACAAUUCCGGAUUGUCACACGUCAACCUAGUAAAAACAAUGGAUUAGAUGUAGUUUUCUCAUGAAUGUUGUUAUCAUUCACUAAGAAUCUGAUUCAUGUUUCCUAUGGCUAGGAUAUACCUGCGUCUGCCACAAUGGAACCUUCUCACAACAAGACAGAUGGCAAUCCUCUCCGCAGCCCUCAUUCUCAUCAUCAUUCUCAUAAUCCUCUUAAUUUCUUCAUUUUUCCUGGAUGAUCCUGAAACCACAUCUCACAAUCGUCACUUUCUUCCAACUGUAAACUAUGGCAAAAAGGAUCCAGAUCUUCAGUUCUUCAACUACGGGCCGAACGUUCACUAUGGGAUAGUUCUAGACUGUGGUAGCAGUGGCACAAGAGUUUAUGUCUACAUUUGGCCUCCACAUUCAGGAAACCCAUCAGACUUGCUGAGUAUUCAACAGCUCAAAGAUCAAAACAAUCAACCUGUGGUGAAAAAGGUUACCCCAGGUUUGGACACAUUUGAGGACAAUCCCGAGGAGGCAAGUGAAUACCUUGAGCCCCUGUUGAACUAUGCGGGCUCAUUCAUUCCCCGCGACCAACACAAGGAGACCCUGCUAUACAUACUGGCUACAGCUGGCAUGAGAUUGCUACCUGAGGAGUCUCAGAAUGCCAUACUACAGGACUUACAGCGAGACAUACCAAAGAAAUAUGAUUUUGUGGUGUCGGAGAACAACUUUGAGGUGAUAAGCGGGAAGCAGGAGGGUGUCUAUGCAUGGAUAGCGGCCAACUAUGCCCUCCAGAAGUUCAAACACGGGGAUGAGGAUAGAUAUGACCACCCAUUGGUUGCAGUGGAUGUCCUAGGAGAGAACGGGGAUGUGACGCAGCAUGUACGCCGAAGGACGGUCGGAAUGAUGGACAUGGGCGGGGGAUCAAUGCAGAUCGCAUAUGAGAUCACUGCUAAUGUGGACGCAAUUCCGAAACAUCUGAUUGCGGAGUUCAGCCUGGGGUGUUUGGCCUACGAUAGGGAACAUACAUACAGGGUGUAUGUCACUACAUUUCUAGGGUAUGGGGCAAACGAGGCUAGGACGAGAUAUGAACAGCUUCUUGUAUCUAAAAUCAAGGACAGUCAAAAAACCAAAGAUAUUAACAAGGUUAUGGUGGCGGGCACUGCUAUGGAUGGGAAACAUUCAGUGCAGAAAAGAUCGGCCAUUAGGGAUCAAUCUAGGAUGAAUGGACCAGAAAGAGUGGCAAAACAACUAUUCAAGAAAUCAGUAAAAAAUCCGCACCAAAUUGCCCCACCCAAAGAAAUGUUAGCACCAGCAGUCGGACAUGCCGGGAUUCCACAGGCAGGUUACGUGCCUGCUUCAGACACAGCUAUGCAGAACAGGGGUAAUGGUUGGCAAGAUAGUGAUAAAAGUCCACAGAAUAUCGAUUUAACAAGAAACUUACAAUCACCUGAUAAAAGUUUACAAAGAAAUAAGUUACCAUCAGAUUAUAGUCAGAGGGGAAAUGACAUUAAAAUAACAAAAGAAAAAGAAGAAAAGAUUGUUGAGGGGGACACAGCAGUAGGAAAUUUAGUGCGAGGUAACAUAGAGGGAGGUAAUGUAAUACGCAGCAGUGUACAAGUGCCUGUGGUAAAUAAGGGACAUGAUAUUUUACAAGUGCCUGUGGUGAAUAAGGGACAAGAUGUUUUACAAGCACCUGUGGUUAAUAAGGGACUAGAUAUUGUUCAAGCACCUGUGGUAAAUAAUGAACAUAUGUUACCAAAUAUUCCCCAGAAGGAAGACAAUAAAGAAAUCAAAAGGCAACAAACACAACGUGACAUUCCUAAAGAUCCAAGAGAUCAAAGUGACAAGCCUGAUAUCCCUCCAUCCCAUGGGGUCCUAGUUUUUGACCCCUUCAAAAACAUAGCUGACCCAUGUCUGCAGGUCGGACUUACCUUGCCAGCCCGUGACCUUGAGGAUCUUCACCUUGACCCCAAGGUAAAAAAUGUGACCUUUGCGGGCACAGGCAACUAUGAAGAGUGUAAAAGACUUCUUGAACCAUUGUUGAAUCAAAGUAAAGCAUGUAGUGUGUCUCCAUGUUCUAUGAAUGGUGUACACCAGCCUACUAUAUCUUACCAUAAUACCCAGUUCUAUGGGUUCUCUGAGUUUUGGUACACCAUGGAGGAUGUGUUCAGAAUUGGCGGGCUCUAUGAAUCAGAAAUAUUCGAGACUCAUGCAAAGGAUUUUUGCUCCAAGAAGUGGUCUUUUCUACAAAGUCAGCACAAGAAAGACUUGUAUCCAAAGGCGGAUGCCGAGAGAUUCAGGAUGGAGUGUUUCAAGUCAGCGUGGAUGACUACGGUGCUCCAUAAGGGCCUCAAUUUCCCGGAGAACUACAAGGGCCUACACUCUGCACAGUUUAUACACAACCGGGAUGUACAGUGGACCCUCGGGGCCCUCAUUCACAGGACCAGAUAUCUACCUCUCAGGGAAAUUCAAGAUCGUCAGCAGGCGAAAUUCAAACCAUCGUGGAUGAAUUCUUCUCAUAUCUUGUAUAACGAGUAUCUGUUACUCGUGUGUUUCCUUAUCGUUGUUAUGGCGAUCAUAGUGUACAUGCGUAGACUGCGUUUGUGUUCUCAGAAAGCCGGGCGGUCAGACUUAAAGCAGGUACCGUCGAUGUCGUACUUCAUGACAGACAUGGACCAGGUGGAAUCAGGCGUCAGACUUCUAGAUAAUUAUACUUACCCAGACAGAUGACAAUGUCAGGGCCUUAUUUUUUAGGGAAUUAUUUUAUGAAAUGUUGAAAUAAUAACUAACUGAAUUAAGAAACUGGGCAUGCAGUACAAUAUUAUUAUUAUGACAAUUAAAGGGGUUAGACUCCAGAUUGUCCAAAAAUCGGCAAAAACAUUAUUUCCACGAGACAAGCCUAGAAUUAUCAAUACAAGCUACAUGUAGUAUGACACUGAUAAUACAUAGUUUUACAUGAUUUAAAGAAUAUUUUGUGUGGUGUCCAGCUGAGUUAACCUGUUUAAAAAUUGCGCAUAAUGGUUUACCAUUUUAUAGUGCGAAUAUUGCCAUUUUCAAAGUUACGUGAUUAGCACAGAUACAUAUAUCAGUGUUAAUUUAUUUUUUGUUAAAUGUUUUCUUGUCAGUAGUGUUUCAAUGUUCUACACUCAUAAUCCGAUAAUAAAAUCAAUUAUGCAAUUCAUUCCUUAAUUGAAGUGAUCAAUAUGCAAUCACCCAUGGAAUUGAUUUCAAUUUAUACAAAGUUCAUGCACAGGUUUUUCAUUCUCAUACAUCAGAGGUUUGAUAAUGAUAAAUCUAACUGUUGUGCGCAAAGCAUCAUCGCUCUUGUGUACGAGAAUGAAGUUUGUAUGCAUAGUUUCUUUUUCCUGCUACUAUAUAAAUGAAGAUUUUUAUAAUAUGUAUGGAGUAAAUUUUACUUUGGCUUCAAUUUCUGCUCAGUUGUAUCUUUUAUUGUUGAUGAACUUGAAUGAAAAACUUUAUACAUUCAAAGAUGACUGAAAUGAUGAAUUGUUGAUGAAGUUGAUACUUAAAAUAUCUGUUAUGUGUUUCCGGUCCGGGUAAAAAAUCUUACCUGAGGGCAGCUGCGUUGCCAGGUUAUGAGGCUUGCCGAGUAACUGGCUAUGCAUUAGCACGCGGGGUCGCUUAUUCAAUUCGGACUGGACACACAUUUCUAUUUUGUUCUAGAAUUCCUUAAAUAUAUUUUUUUGUAAAAAAAGACAUAGAAUUUUGUUUGUACAUUUCACGAAAUGACGUGCAAUGAUGUUUACUGAUGUCAUGAAGCGCAGUAGUUUUUAUUCACUGCAUACAUCAAGAAUUUCCUUCAAUAUAACAUCUUUUAAUUUUUUUCCAGCAUAGCUGAAUUCACUGGAAAUGUCUAUCCGGUUGGCUAUAAAUUCAAAGAAAGCAUGUUAAAUUGUAGAUAAAUUUGAUACAUUCAAGGAUGACUUACAUGUACAAUUGUUGAUCAAGUUGAUACAUUCAAAGAUUACUAACAUGUACAUGUAUUAUUGAAGUUGUUACCUUCAAAAAUGACUAACAUGUACAAUUGUUGAUCAAGUUGAUACAUUCAAAGAUACUAACAUGUACACGUAUUAUUGAAGUUGUUACCUUCAAAAAUGACUUACAUGACUUAUUGUACAAUUGUUGAUAAACUUGAUAAUUAUGGUAAGACUUCGUAAGACUUUUAGUUCACCGCACAAUGCUUGCCAACAUGAGAGUUUGUGAUAUCAGUAUUAAACAAACUUACAGAUUUUAUAUUGGAAAUUAUUUUUUAAAACUUGUUGAAAUUUAAUUAUUUUUCUAUCUUUUAUGAACAAAUAUGAAAAGUACCGGUAAGUGGCUGAAAAAUAUUUUAACAGAAUUUUGUAAAUACAAGCCUUAAAUGAUUCUAUUUUCAAAAGGGUUUCUAAGCUUUUUGGCAAAAUAGAGCAUUUUCUGUCACAUUUUGAAAUAGUUGUGAACAUUAAAGCUAGAAUAUAAAUAUU